Messenger RNA from Plectropomus leopardus (leopard coralgrouper), 1493 nucleotides. It is a transcript of the gene aunip, whose product is annotated as aurora kinase A and ninein interacting protein. The record is from RefSeq and is a predicted model, not a curated record. Gene Ontology annotation, biological process: spindle organization. Gene Ontology annotation, cellular component: spindle pole; centrosome. NCBI's taxonomy places the organism in Eukaryota, Metazoa, Chordata, Actinopteri, Perciformes, Serranidae.
CUCAAACAAACAGCAGCAAAGACGAAUCUCUGACAGAAAAUAUAUUUUAACAAGUUAGAGGAGUUUAAGAAAGCGCAAAGUUCAGCCGAAAACAUCCCCGUGCCGUUUCAUGAGCAGAUCUGUCUUCCACCAUGAAGAGCUCCAAACCAGCUCCACAAACCUCUUCCCAGGAAGAAUGUGGUGUUUGGCUGGACACUGUGCAAAUGAAAGGAAAAGCUAAACAGAAACGACUCGCCCGUCCCAUUUCUAAACUGUUGAAUCCCCUGGCUGGAGGCGCAGGAUACAGUUUGGCUGUGGCACUCAACUUCACUCAGACCAAAAUGGAAAUGCCAAAGACCAGACAAAGCUCUAUAUCAACCUUCUUCGCACCCCAGCGCAGAGUUCUCAAUAAGAUGUCUACAUCUGAAGUGCCAAACGUAGAUCCAGUGCAUCCUUCUUCACCAUCUACCUCGUCCAUAUGUGCCACAGCUGCACCCACACCUGUAGCAUCAGGGACAAAACGAAGACGUGAAAUUGAUUUUGACAUUUUUGACUUGUAUAACUCUGAGCCUGCUGUGGAUCAUGAGUGGAAAACUGAAAAUGUGACUGAGCCUGAAGCAGCGGUAUGGCAGGAAGAGCAGGCAGAAAGCCAUACACCUUCUCAAAAUAUGUACUGUGAAUCUGAAGAGAAGCCGCUGGAGGAGAUAAACCCACCACAGAGUAAGAGGAGGCUCACCGCAGUCCUUUCGUUUGCAGGUGACAGUCAACCUCUUCCUCAGGCAUGGAGUCAGGACCCACUGCUCAGCUGCAGCCAAUAUUCUGAAUCUGAAUUUUACCCAACGAACAAGAAAAACGCAGCAAAGAACUUUAGCGACACUGAGCCGAGUUUCCUUAACAGUCUACAAAGUGAGGAUGCUUUUGGUGUUCGGAUGGAUGUGGAAGGAAGAACCUCGACUCAAAAAUCUUUUCAUUCUUCUCAGACGGAUGAUGAGAAAGAAAACAGUAGAAAUACGCACUCCACUCUCUCUCAUAUUGAGCCUUCAAAUCACGAAUGGACACAACCAAAAACUGUGUCGCCUCGAAAACAUAUUCCAGUGCAGCGGUGGAAAAAGGCUGACAAAGAGGAGAGCCUUGACUCACGGUUCAAGUGGACAAAACCGAGCUGCUCUCCUCUAAGAAAAGUAGCACCGCAGCUGUCACGCAUAGAGGUUGAUGAUGAGGAAAGUCUGGCCAUGUUGUUCACGCAGGACUCUGAAGGCUUCAGAGUGAUAGCGCACAGAGGUCUGCAAACCAGGAGUCCCCUCAAAGAUCACAGUAACAUCAGCACUGGAGUGGUGAGGAUGAGAAAUCACAAAUCUCUCGUGGAGGAGGACGAGGAAGAGGAGAUGCUCUUCACUCAAGACUCACAGGGAAAUAUGGUGAUCAAACACUGAAAGGAGCCUCUUGUUACUAAAGUCUGGAUGUAGGUAUUUGAUCUCGACUUUUUAAAUGAUUUUUAAAAUAUCUGAUGUCUC